Hibiscus syriacus is the source of this 516-nucleotide messenger RNA. Its product is annotated as heavy metal-associated isoprenylated plant protein 31-like. Gene Ontology annotation, molecular function: metal ion binding. NCBI's taxonomy places the organism in Eukaryota, Viridiplantae, Streptophyta, Magnoliopsida, Malvales, Malvaceae. The coding region runs from base 65 to 481 and encodes 138 amino acids. The record is from RefSeq and is a predicted model, not a curated record. The transcript is spliced from 3 exons.
CUUUUACUCCAGUGAACAGCUCCCAUAAUUUGCCGUCUCUCGUAUUGGGAAGCUUAUUCCAACUAUGUCUGCAAUGCUUGAAGUAAGAGUUCCAAACCUUGACUGUGAGGGUUGUGCCUCCAAGUUAAAGAAAGCUCUCUUAAAGCUCAAAGGGGUUGAAGAAGUGGAAGUAGAAAUGGAGAUACAAAAAAUCACAGUCCAAGGCUAUGCCCUGGAAGAAAAGAAGGUGCUGAAAGCCAUCAAAAGGGCGGGGAAAGCAGCGGAGGUGUGGCCAUUUCCGGGAUACUCCCACUACGCAUCCUUUUACAAGUAUCCAACCUACAUAGUGAACCAUUACUAUGACUAUCACAAAAAUGAAGCUUCCGAUGGUGUUCAUACUUUCUUCCACACCCCGGCCGUUUACUCCGUUGCUGUUGCUUCUGAUGAGGCCGUUGCUUCGCUUUUCAGUGACGAUAAUCCGCAUGCUUGCUCCAUCAUGUGAACGUAAUAUAUAUGCAUGUUCUUUUAAUUCUGUAU